This is a messenger RNA of Orycteropus afer afer, 1599 nucleotides long. It is a transcript of the gene TMEM145, whose product is annotated as transmembrane protein 145. Bases 1 to 1599 code for a protein of 532 amino acids. Gene Ontology annotation, biological process: G protein-coupled receptor signaling pathway; response to pheromone. Lineage: Eukaryota; Metazoa; Chordata; Mammalia; Tubulidentata; Orycteropodidae. The record is from RefSeq and is a predicted model, not a curated record. The transcript has 15 exons.
AUGGUACCUGGAACACCAGGUGUCAAGGACUGGGUGUUCCUGACAAGAUUUUGCUUCCUCUCGGAUUAUGGCCGACUGGACUUUCGUUUCCAUUACCCCGAAGCUAAGUGCUGUCAGAACAUCCUCCUGUAUUUUGACGACCCAUCCCAGUGGCCAGCGGUGUAUAAAGCAGGGGACAAGGACUGCCUGGCCAAGGAGUCUGUGAUCAGGCCAGAAAACAACCAGGUCAUCAACCUCACCACCCAGUACGCCUGGUCGGGCUGUCAGGUAGUAUCAGAAGAGGGGACCCGUUAUCUGAGCUGUUCCAGUGGCCGCAGCUUCCGCUCGGUUCGUGAAAGGUGGUGGUACAUUGCACUCAGCAAGUGUGGGGGAGAUGGCCUGCAGCUGGAGUACGAGAUGGUCCUCACCAACGGCAAGUCCUUUUGGACCCGGCACUUCUCAGCUGAUGAGUUUGGGAUUCUGGAGACAGACAUGACUUUCCUUCUCAUCUUCAUCCUCAUCUUCUUCCUCUCCUGUUACUUUGGAUAUUUGCUGAAAGGCCGUCAGUUGCUCCAUACAACUUAUAAAAUGUUCAUGGCAGCGGCAGGAGUGGAAGUCCUGAGCCUCCUGUUUUUCUGCAUCUACUGGGGCCAGUAUGCCACCGACGGCAUUGGCAACGAAAGUCUGAAGAUCUUGGCCAAGCUGCUCUUCUCCUCCAGCUUCCUCAUCUUCCUGUUGAUGCUCAUCCUUCUGGGGAAGGGAUUCACGGUGACACGGGGCCGCAUCAGCCAUUCAGGCUCGGUGAAGCUGUCUGUCUACAUGACCCUGUACACCCUCACCCAUGUGGUGCUGCUCAUCUACGAGGCUGAAUUUUUCGACCCGGGCCAGGUAUUGUACACAUAUGAGUCACCGGCAGGCUACGGGCUCAUCGGGCUGCAAGUGGCAGCCUACGUGUGGUUCUGCUACGCCGUGCUCAUCUCCCUGCGCCACUUCCCGGAGAAGCAGCCCUUUUAUGUGCCCUUCUUUGCUGCCUACACCCUCUGGUUUUUUGCGGUUCCCAUCAUGGCCCUGAUCGCCAACUUUGGGAUCCCCAAGUGGGCCCGGGAGAAGAUUGUCAACGGGAUCCAGCUAGGGAUCCAUUUGUACGCCCAUGGCGUGUUCCUGAUCAUGACACGCCCGUCAGCGGCCAACAAGAACUUCCCGUACCACGUGAGAACAUCACAGAUCGCUUCAGCCGGUGCCCCAGGCCCAGGAGGGAGCCAGUCCGGGGCCAAGGCCUUCCCGCAGCACGUCUAUGGGAACGUGACGUUCAUCAGCGACUCGGUGCCCAACUUCACGGAGCUCUUCUCCAUCCCCCCGCCCGCCUCCUCCGCCGGGAAGCAGGUGGAGGAGACGGCGGUGGCGGCGGCGGUGGCCCCGAGGGGCCGCGUGGUGACCAUGGCCGAGCCGGGCGCGGUCUCCCCGCCCUCUCCUGCCCGGCUCCCUAAAUCAGCCGACCGGGGCUGGGACGGCCCAACGGCGCCCUACCAGCCGCUCGUGCCCCAGACGGUGGCGCCACACGCCGGCUUCACUGAAUACUUCAGCAUGCACACGGCCGGGGGCACUGCUCCCCCGGUCUGA